Molecule: messenger RNA, 3390 nt
Organism: Aphanomyces astaci
Lineage: Eukaryota; Oomycota; Saprolegniomycetes; Saprolegniales; Verrucalvaceae
Exons: 9
Coding region: 37-1974 (645 amino acids)
Molecular function (GO): protein binding
Source: RefSeq, a predicted model, not a curated record
GGCUCGGUUCUUUUACAGUAGUUCCAUGGCCUGUUGAUGCAAGUCAAGUGGACAAGGACUGCCACAUUCGAUUCCAGCAUGACGAAUGCUGGUGAACUUGAACAAGGCUCCAAGCUGCGUCGGCCACUUGGAGACUUGGACGAUGCGGGCUCGACUCCACGGAAGACCAAGCGGCUCAUGGUGGUGCACAGCAACGCGACACAUGCCACCCCACUCAAACACCAAACUGGGACAGCCACAACUGUGUCGUACGAUAUCCAUCCCCGCACAAGUCUGGCUUUGUCGACAGGUCCAGCCAUCACUGCGUUGACCUUGUCUUCGGCCGCCACCAUCCAACACACCGCUGAAAUCACUGCUCCUUCACUUGACCCCAUCGCUCCAAUUCGAGGCGUUAACAAUGGCAAGAAGCGUAUCCAGGGGUGCAUUGUCAGCUGCUUUUACUUGCACCUUGAUCCAGAAGCGAAAUUGCCCACCGGCGUCCGUUCGCGUCUUCAGAAGCACCAGCUGGCCCACUUUGCCUUUGGCGGAGGCAAACUCAAGUCGCUCAAACUCGGCCGCGACAUGUUUGGCUCGGCGGUGGAGACGCUCAACACCCGCCGCUUGGGUCGAAACCAUUGCAAGUUGACGCACGAAAGGGGCACCCUGUACGUUGAACGCUGCAGUCCAGGCAGUGUCGUCGUGAAUGGGGUGCAUCUCGAGCAACACAGACGUGUGGCACUUCGGUGCGGAGACAAGGUUGCGCUGCUUGAAAAGCCGACGUUGUCGUUGGUAUAUGUCGUGUCGCGCAAGUUUUAUUUGCUCCAAGCCUCGAGGCGGUCCAUCCCUAGGCACGAUCGCACCCACACAAUCGCUGUGUGCGCGGCGGCCCCUCUCGUGGGCCUCGACCGCCAAGGCAAUCUCCAUCCUAUUCCAGAAUUGGAGGUAGAACGGCACUUGGCGAUCAUAAGGGAAUGUACAGCACACCGACCCUGCGUCCACGUCAAGCUGCAUGUUGCCACGUGGCCAGCUCUGCACAGUCUCCUGUCGUGGGGCUGCCAGGUUCUCCAUUUCUUGGGCCAGGGCAACCAUGAACAUGUGUACUUGGAAGACCAUCUUGGGUUGGUGCAUCCGCUCACGUACGUCGACUUUUUCGGCAUGCUCGAGGUCACCUCGACCGCGUCCAAACGCACCCUCAAGCUGGUUGUGCUCUCGUACACGCCGUCGCGAAAACUAGGUACUAGCACGAGAGGUGGCUUUGCCGUGGAAACUGAUGACCUUUCCUUCUUUGAGCAAUUGAUGCAACGAGAGGUUGUUGGUGGUGGUGUAGUCAACGCGUUCGUUGCCCAUGGUGUCCCCCACGUACUCGUCGUGAAUAACCCGAAUUGUUUGAGUGCAUUUUACACUGCGCUCACGGGUGGGCACAGUGUCCAACAAAGCGUGAACAAGUCGUUGGCCGCGGUCGGUUAUGUCGCAUCUACAGCGCCAUCGCUCGUGGACGCGACACCGUCCGACCCUAACCCUCCUCCCCUUCAGCUGUAUCCUGGGGGGUUGCACGAUGAAAUCAUCUUUCGCCGAAAGGUUGGCUCGAGCGACCCUUACAAAGCCCCAAUGCCAGCGGGGGCAACAAUUGGUCGUCGAAGUUCAAGAGAGCUCCCCGCACUGCCCCCCAGCGCCGAGAGCCGCCCCGCCGACGUGUUUCGGCUUUGCGAACUCUUGGCCACGAAUUCUCGCCUCGUCACAAUCACAAGCACGCUAAACGACGUCGACACUGAGGUUGCAAUUGCGCUGGCUCAUCGAGUGGACUCGAGGCAUAGUAUUCUGGGCUUUGGUCAUCGCAUUGUGUGUGGCUUUGUCUCGGCAUUCAUGCAGAAACGAGCGUCCGAAAGCGGCAACUUUUGCAUGUGGACGUAUGUCCGCAAGGUCACUCGCACACACUCCACUACCAACACGUACAUGCGUUUCAUUUCAAUCGACCAAACAAUUUAUGCAGCCUGAUGUGUCCCGUAGAACGAAGUGGCCCAGCCUGAUCGUGCUUAUCGGGUGCGAUCCAUGGCUGGCAGACGAACACACGAGCGCUGGAUUUCGUGCGAUGCUCCAAACGUGGUUGGACGCGACGGCCCACUUGAAAGUAGUCCUCACAGCUACCACUGCCGUGACGUCCACCCACAAGCUCCAGCAUAUCGCCGAAGACAUGUACGACUAGAGCUUUGUCUAGUGUGAGACAGCUUGUGUUUGCUUGUCAUACAGAGUUCUCAUUCGUAGCUACCCCUUGGAAAACCACAGCAGCGACGUGUCCGACGAACCCACACCACACUUGAAAACCUCACCUGCUUCCGACGCUGCCCUCGUCAGCAGUUCCCAAGAAGUCCCCCUCCUCCGUCCCGCAGACAAGGAAGAAUUGAACGCCCGGUUCCAAACCCUGGCCUUGUUGUAGCUGUAGUUAUACCCAAUAAGGCCACGUGUAAUGAUAUAGCAUGGGACGGCUGGUAUUACAUGGUAGUUAGAUAUAUGUGAGAUUCAAUGGCUGUUGGUUGUCGCGCUGGUUGCGCAGCCGAGACACUUCGCCAUAGAGACGAUGGCUGCGCCACAGCGCCUGCAGCAUGUUGUAUCUGUUCGUGUCGAGCUUGAGUGGCCGCCCACGCUGCAGCCCCGGGUCUUCUUCACCGUGGGAGUCCACAUACGGGCUUGGAAAGUAGGCCACCAUGGAGCCAGCGAUCAGCACCACGCGGCAUUGCUGGAGCAUCAGGACCGCGCCAAGCCCACCGCCGCACUCAAACGCGUGGCGCGUACACUCUCCCAUGGGGGGGUUGCCCUUGACAUGGGAGUACGCACAGCACGACUCGCCGCAGCAGAGCAGCGUGCCACAGACGAGGCACAGCCCAGGCUCUCGGGGGACGCGGUCGCAGCGUUGGCACUUGAGCCGGACGUGGUGGCUGUAGAGAUCGUCGUACUGGGUCGGCAGCGCAACCAGCUCGAGCGGCGCCGCCGUCCGGUUGUCGCGCAGGAUAAACAUGUUGGCCAAGUAGGCUUCGCUCGUGUGUUCGGCGUGGUCGCAUCGGUUGGUCGCGUCUUGGGACGCCGCCCCAAGCUCCAUCUGCGACGCUUUUCGGAUCACACACCACUCCCAAAUCGUCUGCAGCGCGUCCAGCGGCACUUGGCUCACGUCCUGGAACGACGGCGGCGGGAUCGGCAACGGUAACGAUUUGUCCGUCAAACACCCGUACACGACAUGCAUUCGACGCACGAGCAGCGCGUUCAGGUCCACAAUCGCAUCCACUGCGACAACGUCCACCGCGGGUUUCAACCGCAGCGUCGGGUCAACUUCGCACAGGCGCAGGACCAACUGCAGUGCCCCGACCGCUUGCAACUCGCGGCGAGUCGGCGCGUGUUUCGAGUGGCGGGUGGCUUUGG